Populus nigra (black poplar) is the source of this 2591-nucleotide messenger RNA. Its product is annotated as two-component response regulator ARR14-like. NCBI's taxonomy places the organism in Eukaryota, Viridiplantae, Streptophyta, Magnoliopsida, Malpighiales, Salicaceae. The record is from RefSeq and is a predicted model, not a curated record. Gene Ontology annotation, molecular function: DNA binding. Gene Ontology annotation, biological process: cytokinin-activated signaling pathway; phosphorelay signal transduction system. Bases 899 to 2278 code for a protein of 459 amino acids. The transcript has 6 exons.
GGUGUUAGAUUUCACAAGUGUAUUUAGGUAACAAUAGUAGUUAAUUGGUCUCACAUUUCACAAGUGUAUUUAGGUAACAAUAGUAGUUUAUUCAGUUAAGGUAUAUCUGUGCUUUAUAAAAUUUUAUGCACAAGGGUUUUCAUAUGUAUUCAAAUAUGGAACAUUGUGCACUAAGGAAACUCAACAAGUGACCUGGAGUUUUGGAGUUCUGUAUAUAUGGAAGUCUUGGGGGGGUAAUGGAAAGCUAAUUAAACUGUGUUGACUAACAUCGAUUUUCAAUUGGCAGUUAGGCUAGUGUUGCCAUUUUAGAAUGCUAUGCAUAUCUUCUCAAGUGAUUGUCAAAAUUUUUCCUUGACCUUUUUAUUUGCUACAGAUGAGCUUAAAUUCCAGAUACGCUUUAAUUGUUUUCUUGAGUGAAUUAAUGAGGUGCUUUCUGAUUUGGAUUUGACAACGGAGCAUUGUCGGGGGAAUGCUUUUGGAUAAGUAUCUGAACUUGUGGGACACAAGUGAUUUUGUCCGUCCAUAAUGUGGACUCCACAUACCGUGAACGGACAGGAUAAUCUCACUUGUGUGGAGAACUGUACAAAUCUUUUUCCUCAACUAUAAACACAAAAAACAAGCUCAAUAAGAUUCUGUCUUUGGGUAGCUACCAUAUGUGCUUGAUCAUUGGUUAUGUAUAGGCACCUCAAAAUAAAAGCACAAGCAUCUCUAUCUGAGUAUCUCUGUGUGUGCCUGUCAAUUACCUCUCUCUCUCUCUUGGACUUGAUUAUUGGUUAUAUAUAGGCACCUCAAUAAAAGCACACAUCCUAUAUUUACAGCCCAAGCAUCUCUUUCUGAGUCUCUGUGUGUGUGUGUGUCUAAUCAUCUCUCUCUCUCUCUCCGAAGUUUUGUUCCAAACAUGACUAGUGAGCGGGUUCUCUCAGUUGAAGUUACAGAAAAUAAUGCUGGCUCAUUUCCUAUAGGUGUUCGAAUCUUGGUUGUGGAAAGUGAUCCCACAUGCCUCAGAAUUGUGUCAAAAAUGCUUCAGGCAUUUGGAUAUGAAGUCACAACUGCUACACGAGCCACUGAUGCAUUGCACAUUUUAAGGGAGAAAGAAGAUGAAAUUAACCUGAUUUUGACAGAAACUCACUUGCCUGAUAUGGAUCAACACGAGAUCCUUGAGACUCUGGGAGAAUUGUCUUCUUUACCUGUUGUUGUUUUUUCAGCUGAUAACAAUGAGAGCGCCAUGAUAGGCUGCCUGUAUAAAGGGGCUGCACUUUAUCUUAUGAAGCCAAUCAUCAAGAACGAUGUGAAAAACCUUUGGCAGUUAACAUAUAGAACGAAAAUAAAGACAGCUGUAUCUGGCAAAGGAUCAAACAGCUUUCAUGGGGGGUCAUCAGAGGAGAAGGCUUCAAGUGUGACUGUAGGGAACCCAUCAAGUACCAUGGGGAUGACUGAUCAAAAGGGAAAAAGAAAGGAGCUAGAAGAGAUGGACAAUGAUGAUGAAGAUAAUAACAAUUUAACCGUUCCAAAGAAGCGAAAGCUUGUUUGGACUAAUGAGCUGCAUAACAGAUUCUUGCAAGCUAUCAGGAUAUUAGGCAUUGAUGGUGCCCAUCCAAAGAAAAUACUUCAGCACAUGAAUGUCCCAGGGCUAAAGAAAGAAAAUGUUUCAAGCCAUUUACAGAAAUAUCGUCUUUACUUGAAGCGGGAACAAGAUGCAAUGCUGAAGACCAUGAUUCGAGAUUGCCAUCCUUCAUCAACUUUUAAUCUACAAGGAGGGUUCUCCCAAUACACAAACUCUCAAUUCUUCAUGACAGCAUCUCAAUCAGAAUACGGAAACAAUUUCCAGAAUAAUCUCUGCAGUCCCAUGUCUGUGCAUUCCCUUGGUUCUGUGCAUUCUCCUUCACAUGUGAAGUCAAACUAUAAUGGCAUAUUGAUUCCUAACUAUGGGCAAGUGGCUUCACAAAGCAAACAGCUAUACCCGUCUUACCCCAAUUCCAAUCAUACUGAAAUUAGGACUCCUACUGAUGGGAACUUUUCAAGGUUUGGUCAGAAGGGAAAUCAUAGCGUGGAAGACCAUCUCAAUCAAGGAACCACUCUCUCCAAUAUCGGAACUCAUGGCCCAACAUUCCUGGGCAACUCUCAGCAGCAGGUUCAGUUUCCAUUGCUACAGCCUCAACCACUGCCAGAGAAGGAAGAUGAAUCUGACAUUCUCGAUAUUGCAACAGUGGAAGAGCUUGAGUUGUUGGUGAUGGAAAAAGAGUUCCUUGAAGAUCCUAAUAAUGAUCUCUGGCUUUGAAGUGGCCCUCGACUCCAAAGUUGGCUUUGGUGCUUUAUAACAUGGAGAGCAAGAUCCCUGAAAACUUUGAAUCUGGUCACGGGUGACUGGCGAUGCAGCAGACACCGGCGAACGGGUUUCAAUUGUUGGAGACUUUAUCUGAAUUUGACUGUUUGCUGAGGCAUUUAGUUUUACAGUUAAUAGUCUGUUAAAAUACAGUUAUCUGGUUGCUUUUUCCUUGUUUGCAAUGCCAAUAAAUUAAUAACUGUCUGUUGUUAUUUUGUUGCUCCUUUCCUGUUUGCAAUGUCAUAAACUAAUCUCUCUGUUUGGCGAA